This is a messenger RNA of Dromiciops gliroides (monito del monte), 270 nucleotides long. Its product is annotated as protein S100-A1-like. Gene Ontology annotation, molecular function: calcium ion binding; S100 protein binding. The record is from RefSeq and is a predicted model, not a curated record. Gene Ontology annotation, cellular component: sarcoplasmic reticulum. The transcript has a single exon. Bases 1 to 270 code for a protein of 89 amino acids. NCBI's taxonomy places the organism in Eukaryota, Metazoa, Chordata, Mammalia, Microbiotheria, Microbiotheriidae.
AUGGGCUCGGAGCUGGAGACUGCUAUGGAAUCCCUCAUCAAAGUAUUCCACACCCAUUCUGGCAAGGAAGGUGAUAAAUAUAAACUGAGCAAGAAGGAGCUGAAGGAGCUACUGCAGGCUGAGCUUUCUGGCUUCCUGGAUACCCAGAAGGAUGCAGACGCAGUGGACAAGGUCAUGAAGGAGCUGGAUGAGAAUGGGGAUGGUGAAGUUGACUUCCAGGAGUAUGUGGUGCUGGUGGCCUGCAACAACUUCUUCUGGGAGAACAGUUGA